CGAAGAACCGAACACAACAGUUGAGAACGAAAGAUCGCACCAUCACUACGUCUCGUUCAUGCGAAAAGUUAUUCUCUUCGUCACACUUUAUUGUGACUGCAAGUGGAGUGAAACUUUAACUUAAAAAAGUUACAUUGAGAACAUUCAAAGCGUAUUGUGUUCAUAAUUGUCGGAUACCACCUCAAUUACGUUCCGGUUUUGUUUGUUUGACAGCGUCGCCGAUGCACUAAUUGCUGUUUGUGGAGCAAGUUCAAGAUGGCGUAAAACACGGCGAAGAUGCGGUGGUUCAAGAAAGGCGAGCCGCCUCGGCUGCUCGCCGUCUCGCCGGAGACCGAACCGCGGUCUACGCGAAGAUCCAGAAUCGAUCUGUCUCCAGUGCGCUACAGCAAUCGAAAAAGUAGCAGCAGCUCGGUGGAAACAAACUUUUACAAUCUCAGCGACCAAAUCAUUAUCGUCGAGAAGUCCCCGCAUCGGUGCCAUAGAGGCGGCGAGACUCCGGUCACCCGCCGCAUAUCGCUACAAAACGGGCCCACCUCACCACAGGACGGCUAUAAUGAAACUCGUAAAAACCGCGGAGGCUCUUUGGAAAAAGAGUAUACCGUAUAUCGCGAAAAGCGAAACCCGUUGCUUGACAAAGUAAAGAACACCAAGCUAUCAUGCUUCAAGUCUAAUGGGCCAUUACGACACGCGGAAGAUGCUGCGUCAACCUCAGGAAGUGACUGCAGCGGAUUUGGCCACGUCGAGGACGCAAACCAUUGCCGCUACGCGGGCAAUUACUCUGAGGCUCACAUAGAAUUCGAAAACCAAAACCCUUGGGUAAAAAUGCCAAAUUAUGACGACGAUGUUUUCUUCGCCAAAGGCAUGACUAGUCCUAUUGAAAACCAAUGGAGGGAAGGCAAAUCGUUUACUAAUCGAGGUGCGAGAUGUUAUAGUUCGGGCUCUGAAUGCGACCGUUACCACGCAAUACCUAAAGUAGGAGCUAAGCUAUCAAAAUCCAGUGACCAAAUUUUCAAUGACGACUAUGAACCUUAUGACGAUGCACCAGUGGCAAUGAAAUCUCAUAACAUGAGCAAGACUGAUAAAUAUAAGAAUAAUAAACCCGACAAAGAUACUAUCGGCCCCAGUUCCUGCUUAUCGGCUAAAUUAAGAGCAAUGUCAGAUCGGUAUUUAAAAUCGUCGACUAAUAAGUUCCUUUCAAAAUUAUACCGACCGAAUGGCGAAAACGAGGACGAAGUAAAUGGAAGCAACGAUAACAUUUUAAAAUCCAGUGGUUCUAGUAAAAGCAGGAAGAAAAGAGGUGGGGUGAAAGCAAAACUACGUAGUUUUUCUUAUGGAGCUUUGCCUGGCUUGGACGAGUUCCAAAAAACAAGCACAUCCGUGUUCCAUGAUGACGUUUACCAAGUUUCAUGUGAUGAUGAAAACGUUUUAAUUCAAGACUGUGAAGAUGCUGACUCUGGAAUCCUAGUCAAUGAAUCUGCAGCAUCUUCAAUUUUUGACAGUGAUAGAAUCUCUUCCCGAUGUGAAAGUUCUGCUUCACAUAUUAAUCCUUUAGCGCCGUGUCAUGGUAGGAGCGUUUCUGGUGAUCAAAGCUACCCUAAACCGAGAUCAUCAGGGAGGUUGAGUAGAGAAAGAAUAAGUGAUCAUCCUAAACCAAGACCACGACAUACCCAAAGAGCUUUAUCGUUAGAUCGCAAAGAGAUACUUAGGCGUAUGCCAAAGAAUAAUAGUAAUAGUGAUUACGCAGAACCACAAUACUUACAACUUACUGAAAAACAAAAGAUGCGGCAGAGAGAUGCUAGUUUGGGAGAUACGGGAAUCCCGCCAAUACCACCUUGCAGGAAACCAUCAAGAGGAGGAAAAGCAGAUAAGGGGCAGUCUGAAUUUAAAGUUGUUAGAAUAAUGAGAAGAAAUCCAUCGGACGAACUGGGAAUAUUCAUCGCUAAAACAAAACUGUCUGAUGAAGGUCACGUAGGCUACUUAGUUGCUCACGUCGUUCCUGGAGGUUUAGCUGAAAAGGAAGGCACGUUGCGCAUUGGGGACGAGUUGCUCAAUGUGAACGGACGCCGACUCCGGGACCUGACGAUGGCUGAGGCGAAAGACGCGUUGAAAUCGGGAUCAUCAGAAAUAGACAUCGUCAUCUGCAGACAGCGAGAAAAAUCAGUGGAGUCCAGACAGAGAAACGUCAUCCUCAUGCGCGAGAGUUCGGUCGACUACGAGAACGCAAUAAUUUUAGGAAAGGAAAAACGUGUUGAUAAAUAUGACGUCAGGAUAGACCGUCGGCGGUCGCAGGAUGAGUCGGCUUGUAAUCGCAGCGCGCUAUCUGCGGACGAGCCGGCCGACAGCGCGGCCAACUCGCAUUCACAUUUCCUCAAGGGCCAGAACGCGAGUUACAGCAGCAUGAAUAACAAACUGCUGCGGCGGCAAGUGGUGAGCUACGGCGGGGCUAAUAAAGACGGACUGGCGCUCAGUUGCGCGGGUGAUAUCGUGGACGUGGACGUGCCGGACUGUGCCACGGAUAGGUAUAAGGACAGACAGGACUGUGACAGUGAUAUACAAACGCCGAAUGCCGCGAAUUUCUGCACAUUGCCAAGACGGCCGCGGGCGCCGACGCACACUUACCACACGAUCACGUUUGAGAAGGGACACGGGAAGAAACCGCUGGGAUUCACUAUUGUUGGUGGACGUGACUCUCCCCGGGGACCGCUCGGCAUCUUCAUAAAAAGCAUCCUACCCCAGGGGCAAGCGAUCGACGAUGGCAGAUUAAAAGCAGGAGACGAAGUGCUGGCGGUGAACGGUCAGGCGUGCCAUGAGUUAGCGCAUGUGGAAGCGUUACAACUCUUCAAGUCUGUGAGAAGCGGGUCUAUUGAAUUGAGGGUCUGCAGGAGAGUGAAGAAUUCCCAGUCAACCAAAGCAAAAUCCUGCACAGAUCUUCUGAAUGACGAGGAAUAACUAGCGUUAAAAAAACGAUUGCAUGAUUUUUAAACUUGCAUGAAAAAAUCUUCUAUUCUAUUGGAUGUUAUUUAUUUUAUUUCUACUCAAUCUGAACUGUUUUUAUAGUUAUGAAAUACUUCUGAAAUGAUUCUAUCUAGCUUUAAGAUUUCCGGGACAGUAUGACAUUCGAUAUCGUGAUCGUUUCGCUAAAUCUAUAUCGAAUGUCAUAUUGUACAGAAUGCACUGAUUGUCCUGUUUCUAAGUUAGUAGGUGACUAAUGUAAAAAAGAUUUUAUAGACAUGAUUGUCAUUUCAACAACUAGAAGAUAAAACUAUUGGAAUAUUAAUUGUAUAAUAAUCAUAGUAGAUAAAAAAACUUCAUCAAUAGCACCUAAAUAGGUAUUUUAAUGUUAAUUGUAAUCAGUUAUUUAGCUAUUGACGUGCCAUUCGAGUUAAUAAUAUUUUUUAUUUCAAAAUCUUUGUGAAAAUACUGAAACUGUACCUGAAUUUUUCUUUUCUUCAUUUUCGUUUCGCUCAUUAGUCCAUACUUAAACUAAAAUCCCAAAGAUAAGAAAUAGGUGUUUUAAUACUUCUAAUUUAUCUGCUUUACUGAGAUAAUGUCAGUACA
This is a messenger RNA of Ostrinia furnacalis (Asian corn borer), 3558 nucleotides long. RefSeq lists its product as uncharacterized. The coding region runs from base 277 to 2949 and encodes 890 amino acids. The record is from RefSeq and is a predicted model, not a curated record. The transcript has 6 exons. Gene Ontology annotation, molecular function: protein binding. Lineage: Eukaryota; Metazoa; Arthropoda; Insecta; Lepidoptera; Crambidae.